This is a messenger RNA of Camelina sativa (false flax), 969 nucleotides long. RefSeq lists its product as uncharacterized. NCBI's taxonomy places the organism in Eukaryota, Viridiplantae, Streptophyta, Magnoliopsida, Brassicales, Brassicaceae. The record is from RefSeq and is a predicted model, not a curated record.
AUGAGCAAAGCUUAUGACCGUGUGAAAUGGGACUUCUUAGAAGCGGUUAUGGUCAAGAUGGGUUUUGAUAGGAAAUGGAUCUCUUGGAUCAUGUGGUGUGUAUCUUCGGUCUCCUAUCAAGUCCUUCUUAAUGGACAGCCUCGGGGCUUAAUCAAGCCUCAGAGGGGUUUACGUCAGGGGGAUCCUUUAUCUCCUUAUUUGUUCAUAAUAUGUACGGAGGUUUUAAUCGCCAAUAUUAAAAAGGCUGAAAGAGAAAGUAGAAUUACAAGCAUCAAGUUAGCCCGGGACUGUCCCACUGUUUCACAUUUGUUGUUUGCAGAUGAUAGUCUGUUUUUCUGUAGAGCAAAGACGGCAGAAUGUACUACGGUUAUGGAAAUUAUAAGGAACUACGGUGAAGCUUCGGGUCAAGAGGGUUCGAGAACUAAGAUUUUUAGUUAUGUCAAUGAUCGUUUGGACGAUCGAGUGAAUGGCUGGUCUGCAAAGUAUUUAUCGAAAGGUGGAAAGGAAGUUAUGAUUAAGUCGGUCGCGUUGGCUCUUCCAACGCGACCGACUUAUGGAAAUUAUAAGGAACUUCGGGGAAGCUUCGGGUCAAGAGGUGAAUCUGGAGAAAUCCUUUAUUAUGAGGUAACGUCUAAGCUUACGAGUGCUAUUUCACGAUUCUGGUGGAAGUCUAACGAUAAAGCACGAGGAUUGCACUGGGUCGCCUGGGAUAAGGUCAUGCGAGGUAGAUACUUUCGGAAUAAACAUCCUUUACAUGCCAAGAAGCCUUACUCCCCCUCGUUUGCUUGGAGGAGUAUUUACUCUACUCAAGGCUUGGUGAAACAUGGUGCAAGGUGGGCGAUAGGUUCAGGUUAUCAUGUUUCGGAGUGGCAUAUGCCAAUUCUUGAGGAGUUUAUGGACCCGACAGACAUUCAGAUUAUCCAAGCUAUGGAGAUCAGCAAAGUCUACAAACCAGAUAAGCUGAUUUGA